UCGAGUGUGACGAGCGGCAGAACUGUUUCGUACUGGUGAUUAAUAAUUUUCUGUCACUGUAGUCAUAUAUUCGAACUGUUUUACGGAUAAAUACGAUUGUGAAGUUCUGUUGGUGCGCUCAGCGAUAAAAAUUCAUCUAUAAAAUGCUAAGUAAAAUUGUUAAUAUGACAUACUAUCGAUUCACAGCGUGAUUGGUUAAGCUACAGUUCAAUGCAAGUAUGGCCGCCCUGCCAUCACCCACGCAGGUGGCUGGAAGCCAUACUGUUAUAUAUGAAGCCUAUUAUAAUCAGGUUGAUCCAAAUGGGUAUGGACGAAUCGGUGCGAUGGAAGCUGCAAGAUUUCUUAAGAAAUCCCAGCUGAGUGAUGUAGUCUUAAGUCAAAUAUGGGAUAUGGCAGAUCCACAAUCGCGUGGAUCCUUAGAUAAAUCUGGUCUUUUUGUUGCUUUGAAACUGUGUGCAUUGGCACAAGCAGGAAGAGAUCUUAGUAUGUCAAAUUUAAGUAUGGAAUUGCCUCCUCCAAAGAUGGGUGAUAUCCCUAUAAUAUCUCAGAAGAAUAUAGUUAAUAGUUUACCAGUAAUAACAUCUGUCAAUAAUGGAGAUUGGUCUAUUAAACCUUCAGAAAGGGCAAAAUAUGAUCAACUUUUUGAUAGUUUGCAACCUGCAAAUGGAUACAUACCAGGGAAUAAAGUUAAAGGUGUUCUUAUGGAUAGUAAACUUCCUUUAGAUACCCUUGGAAAGAUUUGGGACCUUGCAGAUAUGGAUAAGGAUGGUAUGCUGGAUAGACAUGAAUUUGUUGUUGCAAUGCAUCUAGUAUAUAAAGCUUUAGAGAAAUAUGCGAUACCAAGUGUACUUCCACCAGAAUUAAUGCCACCUGGUAAAAGAAAAGACAUUACCAUACCAGUAUCAAAAUCUCCAGCACCUAUAGGAAUAACAACAGUUCCACCACCUAUACCACCUUUACCUAACGUGUCCACUGUGAAGAGUAUGGCUGGUAUGGACAUAUCAAAGAUGAACGUGCAGUGGGUAGUUUCUUCCGAAGAACAAAUAGCGGCGGAUAAAUUGUUUUUGCAAGCUGAUCUAGACAUGGAUGGAUAUGUCUCAGGUAUUGAAAUCAAAGAUGUCUUCCUUCAAAGUGGACUUCCACAGAUUGUAUUGGCUGAUAUAUGGGGUCUUUGUGACACAUGUCAAAGUGGAAAGUUAAAUAAAGAACAGUUUGCUUUGGCUAUGUGGCUUAUUAAGCAGAAGCUUAGAGGUGUUGAUCCGCCUGCAAGUUUGACUCCCGACAUGAUACCACCUUCUAUGCGAAAACCAUCUGAUACUGUUGUGGAAAACAACAAUAUAUCUGGUUAUUCAAAUCCAGAAUUAGAUAUGAUAAGUAAAGAUAUAGCGGAGCUUGUGAGAGAAAGGCAGAGUAUGGAACAAGAUAUAGCGCAAAAAGAAGCAGAUAUCAAGAUAAAACGAGGUGAAAUUAAGAGCCUGCAGAGUGAAUUAGAUACACUUGCUGCUACUUUAAAACAACUCGAAAACCAGAAGGGCGAAGCGCAAAAGCGGCUAAAUGACUUGAAGGCUCAGAAGGCUGAAGUAGAUAAAGAUUUGAGUGAGGUCGAGCAGAAGAUUCUUGAGGAACAAAAAAAGAACAAGGUACAAGAUGAAGACAACUUGCAAAAUAAGAAUGUUGAUAAAUUGCGUCAACAAGCAGAGGAGCAAGAAUCAGUGUUGCGCACUCAAGAAGAAGAACUGAAUUUCAAGCGACAAGAACUGGAAGGCUUGCGGCAAGAGGAACAACAGUUAGAACAGCAACAAAACAAAAGCAGGGACCAAUUAAACGAACUCACUAAAAAUUUGCAGGACACUCAGUUGCAAAUUUGCCAAGCAAAAGCAAAAAUCACUCAUUUGCAAGAACAGCAACGUCAGAUGAGUGAUGCAAUUGCACUUUAUGACUCUGCACUCGCUGCAGGGGAUGCCACUCUUGUACCUGAUACUAAUCUGCAAUUUAAUCCCGAAAUUGAAGAUCCAGAGUAUGAAACAACUCCAAACAACGUGGAUAACACAAAAGAACAGAGAGCAGAUUCAUUCUCUAAUGCAAACGGAACAGCAACACUAGACGGAUUUGAGGAAGAUCCUUUUGCUUCAAAUAAAGCUCAAGAAGCAUUUAGUGCAUCAACGCCAGAUCCAUUUGGAAGUGCAUUUCCAUCGCAACCUGCGUCUGGUGGAUUCACAUCAGACCCAUUUAGUGCAUUUAAUAAUAGUAAUGUUACAAAGCAGGAUCCUUUUGAUCCAUUCGGGGAUGGAAAAAAGCCUGAAAUUAAGUCUACAACUGCAACAACAGCAACAAAAGAUCCAUUUGGGGAUGAUCCAUUUGCGAAUCUUCACGCUCCACCUCGUCCAGAAAGUCCUAGUCCAGCCCUUCCUCCUAAAAAAGCAAAGCAACCACCACCACGCCCAGCACCACCGCGACCUUCUCAAGGACCUACUGGUCCUUUAAGAGCAGCACCAGCGCCCCCUACUCCUUCUCCUACUCCAGAUCCUUUUGCAAAUUCUAAUUCCGAUCCUUUUUCUGCUCAACAAGGAAUUAAUGAUAAUAAUAACAGUGGUUUCACUACAUCUACCGGAUUCGCUGAUUUUGCAAAUUUUGACUCCAAGCCGGAACCAACACUGAAUCGAACGACACCACCCAGACCAACGAGCAGAGCACACACGAUAUCGAUGGUAACUCCAAAGCUGCCGGACUUCACGGAAGAUCCCUUUAGGGAUUACCGAUACGCAGAUCCUUUUAACAUAGCUGAUCCCUUCGCCGAUGACGCAGAAGACUUCAACGCGAACAAGAAUAACGAAAUGGGUAAGGUGGAUCCAUUUAGUUAUGGAACGACUUCGACACUUUCUCGCAAGAAUUCUUUCACAAAAGGCUUCGACACUGACUUCUCCAACACUUUUCCUCUUGCUAAGAAUAAAAUUGAAAAGGACAAUGCUAAAUUUGACGCCGACUUCGUGAAAGCGUUCUCAGACGACAACAGAAAUAUAAAGGCUAUCGAGUCUGAUGCUUUUCCUAACACUAAGACAAAGACAGUCGACAUAGAUGAAGCAUUUUCAACGAAAAGUGAAAAGUCUGCUAGGAGGCAGGCGCAUGACUUAUCGCAGAACAAAUCUAAGACCAGUUACAAUGAUAAAAAGUCGAAAACCGAUGUCGGCAAAAGUUGGAACGGCAACAAUGCACCUUUAGCGCUGACCGAAGAGGAACAAGUUGUCUGGGCGUCUCAGCAAAGCUUGAAGUCCGAGGAGGAAAGACGUAGACGCAAACAACAAGAGGAAGUAGAAUUAGCACUUGCGCUUGAACUGAGUAAACAAGAAAAAUCCGGCAAAUUGUAGAGUCCCUGAUCUGUGGAACGCUUUCAUUUUGAUUCGUUCAGUUUGAAUAGCAUAUUUUCGGGCACAACGACUUCACGAAUCUUGAUACGAAAUCAGGACUGGAAGGUACAUGAUAUGUUAACUUCAUACAAUCGUAAUAAUUAACGAGAUUUCGAGAUUCGCACUAAUUAAGGCUAUAAAGAAUAUCUGCGAGAACUGCAAUGACAUAUAAUGCUUACUUUUAAUACUAUUUAGCAUAUCAUAACUGCUGUGAAAUGACUACAGAAACUAUAUAAAUGGAAUUAGCAAAGCAUGCGGAUAUUUAAAUGUCCAUAGAGGCAUAUAUUAUAAUCAUAAAAAAAAUCGACAAAGCAUUUUUCACCAUAAGUAAUCGGUUCUCGAUAUAUGGCCUUUACGUUCUUCACUUCGCGUUCGAUGCAUUCGAUCACAUUCAAGCAACCAAACUGUUAUUGCAUUGAUAUCAUUUGAAUGUAAAAAUUUGUAUUAAAUCGCGCGCCCUUUUCGACACUCUGGUUUACUGCAGAGAUCGAUGAAUUUUUGUAAAAAGUGAAAAGAACAAAAACAUAUUCAUUAUUGCCUUGCAAUAUCGAAUUCUAAAAUAACAACACUUAAUAUACACGUAGCUGGUUGUACACUAUCGCUAAACGUAAAUUAGCAAUGUAUAAAGGCAAAAUGUAAUGGCAGAUUCAUUGGAUUGACAAUAAAACGUUGUGUACACGAGUUCCGUGAGUUCAAAGCAAGGGGAAUAGCAAAUAAAUGGUAAAAAGAUAUCCAUAAAACGGAAAAAAAAACUUAACAAUGUCGUUAUUGCAAAACGCAUAUCGGAUAUACGUCUGGUACAUUCGCAAAUAGCAGCGGAGCAACGUUUCUGUUUGUUGUUUAAUAUGCAUCGUAACGACGCCCCGUAUAUCUUAUUGUCUGAACUCGACAUGUCUUCACCAGUAUUCAUCAUGUUCAUGAAGAUAAAAAAAAAAAGAACCUUCGACUAUUAUAAAUGUUAAUAUGUAGAACUACGUAUUAAAACGUAGGAUAUGAAGUUUACUGAAUUCAUCGUCACGCCCUAGUAUGCUUUUGAUCACAUUGUGUAUAAGAAAAAUUUCAAUUACAUAAGUUUUUCUCACGAGAUGCGAAACGUGCGUUCUCUUAAAGAUAUUAUACGGAAAGUAGAAAAAAAAAUGUUUAUUUUUUAUUAAAUCAGGACUUAAUAAGAAGACGAAUGAAAAGAAGAAAAAAAAAGAGGCACGAGUAAUGAACGACCGUAUCGAUACAUUAACAGUAAGCAAACCGUUCCAAAUAAUGUUUGUGUGAAUGUCGUAUAAUUCAGCCUUCGGUCUCAGUACGUCCCAAAGAAUAAGGUGUUCAAAAUAAAGCGUAGCUCCGUGUUUGUCCUAAGAUCUUGCGUCACAUGGAAUCUUUGAAAUCAAACACAAAGGGCCGCGUCUAUUUUUAAUUUACCAUUAUAUCUUGUAACAUCACAACGACAAUGUAUUACGCAUGUUGUAUAUAUUACUAUCUGUAUUAUUUUAUCGUGAUUAUUAUAAUUGUGUUAUUAUUGUUAUAUCUCGAUUAAUAUUAAUAAUAUUAUUGAUAAUUUACCGUCUAUGUAAGCACACAUGCUGUCAAUAUCAUUUACCAGUGGAUAAAAAUAAGCGUACCGUAGAAUCGUAUUAUGUAUGUUUUAAUGUUUAUUUUCUCUUUUUUUUUUUUUUUGCAAAUACGGUUUUAUUAUUAAUUUUGACUGUAUUCGAGUACUGCGUGUGUGCAUUCUAAUCGCAGAUAUACAAACGCAUGCGCGGAUAUAAAAUAUGUGUGCCAGAUAAUGAUGAUGAGAAUAAAUGAAACGACGGUGUCAUGCUUAUUUCGAAUAUUUUAAGAAGGCCUUUUUUUCGUCUAAAAAGUCGAAAUUUGUUUUUCCAAUUAAAUGUGAAACUUCUAUUAUUUGGCAGUGUUCUAUUUAUUUUUAAAAGUAGAAUAUUUCAUAAAAUAAUCAAACUUUAAUGGAGAACAUAUUUCAACGUUCCGAAUUUCUUGAAUUUAUAGGACAAAUAGCUCUAUAUGCAAUUUAUUAUUGUACCUAUAAAACCGAUUUGGAAAUUAAUAGUAUAGAUUCCGCAGAUAAUAUUCAUUUGACAGUUAUGAUUGGAAGCUCGAAGAAAAUUUGAAUUAUUUGUAUUUCAAUUAUAAUGAUACAUCCGCGUUUGGUAAAUUUUUGUAUGCAAUGUAUUUACGGCGUUAAUGUGCAGGAACCGAUAAUAUUAUAAUCGCGAGAAAGCAUGUAAGUACACAAAGGAAACCGAAGUAUAUACGCAAAUACCGAUUAGCAUGUUUAGAAAGCGUUACAAGAUACGAUUGCGUCAUGUUUAGACUUUGUAUAAGUAGAAAAUGCUGUACUCUUUUUUUUUUUAUUUUUUUUUCUUUCUUUGUUCUGUUAAUACUUAAAGGACGACGAGUGUACAUGAAUUCUUUCAUUUUAUAAUAAUCAAUAGUUUAUUCUAGCGACUAAAGAUGUUUGUGAAUUAGUGAUAGUUUGUAUUCAAAAAUUUGGAGAAGAUACAGAAUUUGUGUUACUUUGACAUCUUGAACUUUCUAAAUAUAAUCUGACUUUUAUGAAUAUGAUUUUACCGUACUAAUAUUAAAAUUUACUUGUAUUCGGGUUUAUUUUUAAAUUAUUAAUAAAAGCGAGGGGGGAAAAAAAUCUCGUCCGUUAAGUUUUAACAACGCGUAGUGAAAUUUGUAUUGGAUAAUCCAAGUGCGGUGAUACUGAUAUCAUUAUUGAUAAUAGGAACUUUGAUAACACCAUUGUUACCAAUGUACAGGUGUGUAAAAUGGACAAAAAAUGUUUCACUCAGGAGUUUUCUUUCCUACGCACUAUUCGAUGUUUUUAUUCAUUCGAGACAGUAGUUUGUCCCUUAUAGAAAGCUGUAAAAAGGUAAAUGGCCAAUAUAAAUUUAUUUAUCGAUAACCUUGCGCUCGUUUACAUUGUUUCAAUAUU
This is a messenger RNA of Colletes gigas, 6357 nucleotides long. RefSeq names its product epidermal growth factor receptor substrate 15-like 1 (gene Eps-15). NCBI's taxonomy places the organism in Eukaryota, Metazoa, Arthropoda, Insecta, Hymenoptera, Colletidae. The record is from RefSeq and is a predicted model, not a curated record. Gene Ontology annotation, cellular component: clathrin coat of coated pit; cytoplasm; plasma membrane. Gene Ontology annotation, biological process: endosomal transport; endocytosis. Gene Ontology annotation, molecular function: cadherin binding; calcium ion binding. The transcript is spliced from 15 exons. The coding region runs from base 219 to 3365 and encodes 1048 amino acids.